AUGUUUGGUCCUGGUGUGGUCAGAUGCUUAGAAGAUAGAGAUCUACCGGAGAUCUACAAGGCUAGCAAUAUCUCCCAUCAAAAUGGGAAAACGCCACCUCGUGCCAAGGUGGUGCUCCACGUUACAAUCAUGCCUAAGAUUGACUGGGAAUCUGUUAAAGCUAUGCUGCAAUUCCGCUUUCAACGCGCUAUCCCCCACAUCGUCCAGAUACUCUUCGCGCCGCUCUUCUUGGACGGCGUAUAG
Molecule: messenger RNA, 243 nt
Organism: Sclerotinia sclerotiorum 1980 UF-70
Lineage: Eukaryota; Fungi; Ascomycota; Leotiomycetes; Helotiales; Sclerotiniaceae
Exons: 3
Coding region: 1-243 (80 amino acids)
Source: RefSeq, a predicted model, not a curated record